Papaver somniferum (opium poppy) is the source of this 561-nucleotide messenger RNA. Its product is annotated as eukaryotic translation initiation factor 3 subunit B-like. Gene Ontology annotation, biological process: translational initiation. Bases 1 to 561 code for a protein of 186 amino acids. The transcript has a single exon. The record is from RefSeq and is a predicted model, not a curated record. Gene Ontology annotation, cellular component: eukaryotic translation initiation factor 3 complex. Gene Ontology annotation, molecular function: RNA binding; translation initiation factor activity; translation initiation factor binding. NCBI's taxonomy places the organism in Eukaryota, Viridiplantae, Streptophyta, Magnoliopsida, Ranunculales, Papaveraceae.
AUGGCGACAAACAUUGAGUGGGAUCCCACUGGAAGAUAUGUUGCAACAUCUGUUACUUCAGUUCAUGAGAUGGAAAACGGGUUCAAUAUAUGGUCUUUUACUGGAAAGCUGCUGUACAAAAUCUCAAAGGAUCACCUCCAUCAGUUCUCGUGGCGUCCAAGGACACCAUCUUUCUUGCCCGCUGGAAAAGGGGAAGAAAUUUCAAAGAACCUUGAAAAAUACAGCAAGAAAUAUGAAACUGAAGACCAGGAUGCUGCUGCUCAGCUGCAUGAAAAAGGCAGGCACAACCGAGAGAUGAUGCAACAAGAGUGGGACUCCUGGAUCAAGCAAUGGAAGCAACUGCACGAGGAAGAGAAAUUAGAGAGGCAGCAGCUCCUAAUAAAUGGCGAAGCAAGUGAUGAUGAAGCAUCAUCAUAUGAAGCUGAACUAGUCGAGGUCUUAAAGAAGAGCUGCUGUUACUUGGGAGUUCGACCAAGAGUAGUUUCUCAAAGUGUCAAUUACUUUUUCAUUCUUCUUCCUAUUUACAUGUUGACAAACACCAUUAUAAUAAUAUCGCAAUGA